Fusarium fujikuroi IMI 58289 is the source of this 1767-nucleotide messenger RNA. Its product is annotated as related to hsp70 protein. The record is from RefSeq and is a predicted model, not a curated record. Bases 1 to 1767 code for a protein of 588 amino acids. Lineage: Eukaryota; Fungi; Ascomycota; Sordariomycetes; Hypocreales; Nectriaceae. Gene Ontology annotation, molecular function: ATP-dependent protein folding chaperone; ATP binding. The transcript is spliced from 10 exons.
AUGGCUCUCCGCUUCACCAACUCGGCCAAACCAUCUGGUAGUAAUUCCUCUACUAAUGAGGACAAAAUCACGAGCCUGGGCACUUCCGCUCUCAGCUCGAAGGAAAGAAUCAUCAUUGCGCUUGACUUUGGCACGACAUACUCUGGUGUUGCAUACUGCUUCGGUAGCUCUUCCGAGGCAAAGCCAGUCGUAGACUGGUUAGGCCUUGAAGGUCGCACGCAACCCAAAGUGCCCACUGCCAUUGCUUAUGACCCGGAUGACAGCUCAGAGUUCAAAUGGGGAGGCCAACUCUCCUGGCGAGAUGACCAUGUACAGGGCGUCAAGCUUCUUCUGGACCCAAAGCAGACUCGGCCAUCUUACCUCCCAUCCGCCAAUGUGAAGAGCGAAAUGAAGAAACUUCCCAAAAGUGCUGUCGACGUUGCAGCCGACUUUAUCGGAGCUAUGUAUAAUCAUGCUCUCGAGAGGAUUGGGUCUAGAGUGCCUCGAGACUAUCUUGAUUUAUGUGAGAAGACUUUCGUUUUGAGUUUUCCAGCGGUUUGGUCGGAAAGAGCCAAAGAGAGUACUAUACAGGCUGCGAAGAAGGCAGGGGUCUAUCCUGUAAUGCUCAUCAAGGAGCCCGAAGCAGCAGCUCUCUACACAUUCAAGACACAAGAACGAGCGUUGAGUGUUGGUGAUUGCUUUGUUGUUUGUGAUGCCGGAGGCGGCACCGUGGAUCUGAUUUCCUAUGAAGUUGUUGCAACUGAGCCGACCUUGGACCUCGCAGAGGCUGUCCCAGGCAGUGGUAACAUGUCAGGAUCACUAGGCCUUAACAAACGCUUUGCCGAGGCCGUCAAAAACCUCAUUGGAGAGGAGGAAUGGCUGUGCCUCAAAAAUACAUCUGCUUGGGCGAAAGCCGAACACCAGUUCGACCAAGAGAUCAAGACAGCCUUUGCGGGAGACUUGGACGAAGAGUAUGUUGUCAAUUUUCCAGGUGCUCAUCUACCAGAUGAUGAAGAUGAGGGUUUGCGAAGGGAUUCUUGGUUCAUUGAGACGGUACAAGAGAUAUUUGAGCCCCUGAUUGCCGACAUCGUUCGCUUGGUCAGGGAGCAGGUUCAAAGCGCUAUGCUGGAGCGCCCAGACCAACCUGUAAAGGGAAUUUUUUUGGUAGGCGGAUUUGGUGCGAGUCAGUAUCUCAAAGCCCGCUUAGAGGAAUCAAAUCCUGAUAUACAAGUCAUUCAACCGGAGGAUGCGUGGGCCGCUAUAGUGAAGGGUGCAGCCCUGAGCCGACUGUCGCAAACUAAUGUGAUAUCAACAAAAGCGACGCACCACUAUGGCGUCAAGGCAUGGUUUAUCUAUGAGCCUGUAACCGACAAAGGACAGCCAAUUAUAAUCGGCCGAGUAGACGGCGAGAUUAGGACCGAAAGAAUGGAAUGGUAUAUACGCAAGGGAGAGAACCUGAGGCGCGAUCGUGACGAACGAUAUUCUUAUAUAAGGCAUAUCCCGAGAUCGUAUACGAACAACGAUCUUCAGUUCGAGGACGAGCUGUGGAUCUCGGACACAGUGGCUGCAUCUACUCACCCCACCGGAGAAAUCAAGGUCACCUGCGUUCUGGAAAGUGAUUUGAGUUCGGUGAAUAAGUCACUAUUUAAGAAAGUUCGAGGUAUUGACGGCAGGAAAUGGUGGAAGGUCAGCUAUGAUCUUGUCAUUUCUACUAGGGAGGCUGCUAUGAAAUUCUGGUUAGAGUUUGAUGGAAAGGAGGCUGGAGCAGUGAUGGCGAAAUAUGAUUAG